AUGUUUUUGUUCGAUUGGCGGUAUACGCUUACUUUUACAAUCAUGCUACAUUGUGCCGCCAUGGGUGCCUGGAUUUCGUGGCGCAAUUUAAACAACAACAUGUUUAAGAGAUAUCAUAAUCUUAGACAAAUCAGAGAUAACAAGAUCCCUUCUGAAGAGAUAUCAAAGCACCCAGUAUGGGCGAAGCUGGAUGCCGUGGACUGCGGCGACAGUGCAGCAGAUCGUAUUAUUGGUGGACUCAAUGCUGGGCUGGGCGACUUCCCCUGGAUAGCACGUCUUGGAUAUCUUGAAGACGAUGAGAUAGACUACAUGUGUGGAGGUGCCCUGGUCACCGACCGCCACGUGGUCACUGCCGCCCACUGCGUACAGAAGUCAGACUACGGAUUGGUCUUAACCACAGUCCGAUUAGGUGAACAUGAUACACGGACGGAUCCAGACUGUGAACUCAAAGUAUGUGCACCUGCAGUACAGGACCGAGGAAUCAAGAGGAUCAUCAGUCACCCUCAGUUCAAUAAGCCCGCCUUCCACAACGACGUCGCCAUUAUCGAGUUGGAUAAACCAGUUACAUUAAAUAACUAUGUGACACCUAUCUGCCUGCCCCGCACAGCGGAACAGCUAAUGAACUUUAAAAUUGGAGAUGAGAUGACAGUCGCUGGUUGGGGGAAGAUGAACAUGACCACAGAGGAACGAGCUAAAGUAUUACAGUUUGUAAAUAUACCAGUAGUAGCCCCUACGAUGUGUGACUCGUUCGGUAAAGGAUUCAAAUUGUUCGAAUCAGAGAUCUGCGCGGGUGCAGAACAUAAUAAGGACGCUUGCGGUGGUGACUCAGGAGGUCCACUCAUGAAGGUCUUUGACACGCCCGAAGGUCCCAAAAACUAUUUGGUCGGAGUAGUGUCAUUUGGGCCCACAAUAUGUGGUAUCAAGAAGCCUGGAGUCUACGCGUCAGUGGCAUACUUCCUCAAGUUUAUAUUAGAUAAUCUAGUCUAA
Messenger RNA from Spodoptera littoralis (African cotton leafworm), 987 nucleotides. NCBI's taxonomy places the organism in Eukaryota, Metazoa, Arthropoda, Insecta, Lepidoptera, Noctuidae. The record is from the annotation of a GenBank genome assembly.